AUGCAGGCUCUCCGUUUCAACGCCACGGCCCCGGCCGCUGCGCCGGCCAAGACCCGCAGCGUCCAGGCCCGCGCCUUCGACAACAAGGCCUCGGCCGCCGCCGCCGCGUUCAUGGCCGCCUCGGUCGUCGCCGGCUCGGCCCAGGCCCUGACCUUUGACGACAUCAACUCGCUGACCUACAAGCAGGUCAAGGGCACCGGCAUCGCCAACACCUGCCCCGUCAUCGAGGAGGGCACCUCGGACCUCAAGGCCAUCCCGGCCGGCAGCUACCGCUUCGAGGAGUUCUGCCUCGAGCCCACCUCGAUCAAGGUCAAGGAGGAGUCGGGCUUCAAGGGCCAGCCGGCUGAGUUCGUGUCGACGCGCCUGCUGACGCGCCUGACCUACACGCUGACGGGCAUGCAGGGCAAGAUGACGAUCGGCGGCAACGGCGCGGUGCAGUUCAACGAGGAGGAGGGCAUCGACUUCGCGCCCACGACCGUGAAGCUCCCCGGUGGCGAGAUGGUGCCCUUCAUGAACACCAUGAAGCAGCUCAACGCCUCGGGCACGCUCGAGAACUUCGGCGGCGAGUUCGUCGUGCCGUCGUACCGCGGCGCGUCCUUCCUCGACCCCAAGGGCCGCGGUGCCUCGCAGGGCUACGACACGGCCGUCGCGCUCCCCACGGGCGCGGGCGACGAGGAGGAGCUGGCUAAGGAGAACAUCAAGUCGGUCGCGCCGUCGUCGGGCAAGGCCGUCUUCUCGACCGCCAAGUACGACCCGGAGACGGGCGAGAUCGCCGGCGUGUUCGAGUCGGUGCAGCCCUCGGACACGGACCUGGGCUCCAAGGUGCCCAAGGACGUGAAGAUCUCGGGCAUCUGGUACGCGCGCCUGACCAAGUAA
Molecule: messenger RNA, 876 nt
Organism: Pedinophyceae sp. YPF-701
Lineage: Eukaryota; Viridiplantae; Chlorophyta; Pedinophyceae
Source: the annotation of a GenBank genome assembly